Molecule: messenger RNA, 1532 nt
Organism: Colletotrichum acutatum
Lineage: Eukaryota; Fungi; Ascomycota; Sordariomycetes; Glomerellales; Glomerellaceae
Exons: 1
Coding region: 127-1335 (402 amino acids)
Biological process (GO): regulation of transcription by RNA polymerase II
Cellular component (GO): nucleus
Molecular function (GO): DNA-binding transcription factor activity, RNA polymerase II-specific
Source: RefSeq, a predicted model, not a curated record
GCCAUAUACCCUUCGGGAGGUCUGCGGUAAGGGCUCUAGCCCGGCCGCCACGGCGUUAAAUACAACAACAACAACAACAACUACCGCACUAGACGAACGAACCAUAGCAUUGAUCUUGCCCGCGAAAUGGAGCAAGCGGUGAGGGACUUCAGGACUCUUGGUCGGUCAAAGACAACGCCGUCAGGUCUUGACAACAAAUGGGUUUUCGGUGUCCGACACGUCGACCUCAAUCCGCCUGGAGAUCUGGUAAUCGCCGUACAUCCAGAAAGCCGAUUCCUGUUGCGAGGCGGCCCAGCUCAGAUCCUCUCGCAGCCUACCGAGCGUGAUAGAGCCAGGGCGACUGUAACUCCCCUUCUUCAAGCCUUCUUCAAAGGCAGUCCAAGCGCUGAACAUGCCGCAUUUGCUCCCUGGAGCUGGUCGACGGACAGCCCCGAGCUCGCUGCCGCUAUUGGGCCAGAGCUGGCCGCUGCAGGAAUUCCGGGUGGUCUUGAGAAGGUGACCGUUUGCUCUGCGGAGGAAAAAAAGAUCCUCGCAGAAACUUGGUCAGAGAUCAAGGACCUCCUGAUGAACUUCACGGGUGGUGGCAGGGCUGGACCGGCGACCACAGCUCCUUCCGCUGUGUCACUCGGGGAUUCAUCCAAAUGCCACGGUUGCGGUCUCUCCUCCGAAAACUUCUCGUCGCCUAUGAAGAAGUGUUCCGCGUGUCAGAAGGCGUGGUAUCAUUCCCAGGACUGCCAGCGCUCGCACUGGAAGAAGCACAAGCCGACCUGUGUCGCUCACCGCCCGGUUCCAGCGCCAUCCACGACUACGUCGCCCGGUAUGGACCCCACAUACAACUAUUACAACAGUGUGGCGCGAAAGUCUUCGGAGGGACAGGCGUUGCUGCGCUCACUCAAUAUCGAUCCUAUCUCUGUUCGCCCAGGAAUGGAUUUGCCACUCCGCCGUCUCGUCAUCGCUGGCAAAGACACGCCUGAGUACUUGCGAGUUCUCUUUGGGCCGACAUUUGGCAGCGAGAAGAAGGAACUAGAGAGAAUUAGGCUCGAGGUCCUGAUUGACCCCCCUCGUGGCUCCCCAAUGUACGUGGAACAAGACUUUGAUAACGACGGAACCAAGCCCCCUACUCGUGCGCUUCGACCGGCGAGCGAGGCGGAACAGGAGACGUUGAAGGAAGUGCGAGAGAUCCAGGAGAAAGUCAGGCAGAAGGUUGGGGUUGGACGCUCGCCUGAUGCAGGAGUUAUGCAAGAAGUCCUGAUGACUUUGGGACCUGAUUGGUCAGAGAAGUUGCAGUUGUACAUGCUUGCAGUCAAUUCUAUGGACCAAGGGGUCCACCGGUGAAGAUCAAGUCGAGUGGCAGGGAAGACAAUGUCGGCGAUCCGAGGCAAUGUGGGGGCAUGAGCCAAGAAGAUCCCCAGAGAGCUUCGAGCAACUGUUAUGUGUUCAACUUGCAAUGGAAGCAAGGUGACAAUUCAGGGCCUACUUUGAAUCCAUCAGCCCGUAAGUAAACUUAAGAGCGGGACAAUAAUACCACUGGG